Ustilago hordei is the source of this 4203-nucleotide messenger RNA. Its product is annotated as putative RPO31 - DNA-directed RNA polymerase III, 160 KD subunit. The transcript has a single exon. The record is from RefSeq and is a predicted model, not a curated record. Gene Ontology annotation, biological process: DNA-templated transcription. Gene Ontology annotation, molecular function: DNA binding; DNA-directed RNA polymerase activity. NCBI's taxonomy places the organism in Eukaryota, Fungi, Basidiomycota, Ustilaginomycetes, Ustilaginales, Ustilaginaceae. The coding region runs from base 1 to 4203 and encodes 1400 amino acids.
AUGAAGCAACUCGUCUCUCAAGAUGCACCCAAAAAGAUCAAGCACAUCCAGUUCGGUGUCCUGUCCAAGCAGGACAUCGUCAACAUGUCGGAGAUCGAGGUCACCACUCGAGAUCUCUACACGAUUGGUGAAGCCGAACGCAAACCAGUUGCCAACGGUACACUAGACAGACGUUUGGGUGUGUCAGAUAAAAACUCUUUAUGCGAGACCUGUCAUCUAAAGAUGGCAGACUGCGUUGGUCACUACGGUUACAUCAAGCUCGUCCUUCCCGUCUUCCACGUCGGCUUCUUCAAGCACACCAUCGCCAUCCUUCAGAGUAUCUGCAAGAACUGCGCCACUGUUCUGCUCGAAGAACCUGACCGUCGAAAGUUCUUGAAACGUUUCCGCAAACCAAAUCUCGAGAACCUCGACCGUACACGGGCGUUCAAGGCUGUCAAUACCAUUGCACGCAAGGUACUCUACUGCCCCAAGUGUGGAUACACCAACGGCACUGUCAAAAAGCAAGGUCAGCUCAAGAUCGUUCACGAAAAGUUCCGUGCAAAGAAGACAGCGGCGGAACAUGACGAGUUUAGGGCUUCGUUUGCUACCAAUAUCAAGAUGGGCAACGGCGACAUCUCACCACAUCUCAACAGAGCACAAGAAGACCUCAAUCCGCUCAAGGCACUCGACCUCUUCAAGCGUAUCUCGGAUGAAGACUGUGAGCUUCUCGGAUUACGGCCCGAGUUCGGUCGUCCUGAAGAGUACAUCUGGCAGUAUAUCUGCGUUCCACCAGUCUGCAUUCGUCCCUCCGUAGCUCAAGAUGGCGCCACCAACGAAGACGAUGUCACCAUCAAACUUACCGAGAUCAUCUUCACAAACAGUCUGCUCAAGCUCGGCUUGGUCAAAGGCGGCAAGGGUACCACCACAAGUCAGCUUGUGCAACAGUGGGAGUUCCUUCAGUUGACCGUCGCACUGUACAUCAACUCAGAACUGCCAGGUGUACCUACACAACCAGGACAGAAGCCAAGCAGAGGUUUCUGCCAGCGUCUCAAGGGUAAGCAGGGUCGUUUCCGUGGUAACUUGUCAGGCAAACGUGUCGACUUCUCCGGUCGAACCGUCAUCGGUCCCGAUCCCAACCUCAAGAUCGACGAAGUCGCCGUGCCACAAAGAGUCGCCAAGAUCCUCACAUACCCAGAACGUGUCUUCGAGCACAACAUCGAGCAGCUUCGUCAGGCCGUCCGCAACGGAACUGAUGUUCAUCCCGGCGCCAACUAUUUAAUGGAUGGCAAGACUGGCUUCAAGCGCUUCCUCAAGUUUCCGGGCAUGCGCGAGGAGCUAGCACAGAAACUCCGUGUCGGUGACAUUGUCGAGCGCCAUAUCCGUGACGGUGACAUCGUUCUCUUUAAUCGACAGCCUUCACUGCACAAGCUCUCCAUUAUGUCUCACAGAGCAAAGAUUCGACCAUGGCGUACGUUCCGUCUGAAUGAGUGUGCCUGUAACCCGUACAAUGCCGACUUUGACGGUGACGAGAUGAACAUGCACGUUCCACAGACCGAAGAGGCGAGGACAGAAGCUACCAUCCUCAUGGGCGUCAAGCACAACUUGGUCACACCGCGAAACGGAGAACCCAUCAUUGCGGCCAUUCAGGAUUUCAUCACUGCAUCGUACCUCAUCUCCAAGCGUGACCGCUUCUUUGAUCGUGCACAAUUCGCCCAGGUCUGCAGCUACUUUGCUGAUGCGGAUCUGCAGAUCGACAUCCCUCCACCUGCCAUCAUGAAGCCUGUUCGCUUGUGGACUGGUAAGCAGGUCAUGUCCUGCCUCAUCCGUCCCAACCGUAAAAGCCCGCAUCUCAUCAACCUCGAGGCGCAAUGCCGAACCUUCGAGAAGCCCAAGGGUGGCCACCCAAAAGACAUGUCGCCCAACGAUGGUUGGCUUGUCAUUGUCAACAGCGAGGUCAUGUGUGGUGUCUUCGAUAAGUCGACCGUCGGUGACGGCAAGAAGAACUCCGUCUUCGGUGUCAUGCUUCGUGAUUAUGGUCCUGAUGCUGCCAUCACCGCCAUGAACCGACUCGCAAAGACGUGUGCCCGAUGGCUUGCCAACCAGGGCUUCUCGCUCGGUAUCAACGAUGUCAUUCCAGGACCCAAUCUUCGCAAGAACAAGGACGCAAAGGUGGAAGCUGCCUAUGCCGAAUGUCUUGACUUGAUCGAGAAGGCCAAGCAUGGCAAGCUCGAGAACCUUCCAGGUUGCGACCAGGAACAAACACUCGAGAAUAUGAUCUCAGGUGUACUAUCAGGAGUCCGAAGUGACGUCGGUGAGAUCUGCAUGACAGAGCUUAGCAGACACAACGCUCCUUUGGUCAUGGCAGUCAGUGGUUCCAAGGGUUCCAAGAUCAACGUGGCACAGAUGGUCGCUUGUGUAGGUCAGCAGAUUAUUGCAGGUUCACGUGUACCCAACGGCUUCCAGGAUCGAUCGCUGCCACACUUCCCCAAGAAGUCCAAGGAUCCGCCGUCUAAAGGCUUUGUGCGCAACUCAUUCUUCAGCGGUCUGACGCCAACUGAGUUCCUCUUCCACGCUAUCUCCGGUCGUGAAGGCCUGGUCGAUACUGCAGUCAAGACGGCCGAGACGGGUUACAUGCAGCGGCGUCUCAUGAAGGCACUUGAGGAUCUCUCAACGCACUACGAUCUAAGUGUCCGCAACUCAGUCGGCGGUGUGGUACAAUUCAUCUACGGUGAUGACGGUCUGGAUCCCGCCGAACUCGAGGGCAACGCCAUGCCCAUCGAGCCUUUCCGUCUAUGGCGUCACUGCAUGGCCAUAACACAUCACAUUCCGGGCCGUGGUAUGUAUCCUUACGAGAUCAUGGAGAUCGUCGAACGCGAGCUCAAAAGCCCUCGCUUCGUCAACACCUGCACACAAAAGUACCGCGACUCUGUAUACGAGUUCCUCAGCGAGAACGUCUACAAGCGCGCGGUCGAGGUGCGCCAAGCAUUCGGCAUGUACGGUGCGGAGGAGCGCGCCGAGUAUUGGGACGAGCACACCGACCUUUCGUUCGGCGCCGACCGUGAUGCAUGGGCAAUUGUCAACAACAAGACCAAGAUCAAAGAGGUGGCGAUUCUCGAGUUCCUCAACCAGUGCUAUAUCAAGUACAUGAAGGCCAAGAUCGAGCCAGGUUCGGCUGUAGGUGCCGUAGGUGCACAGUCGAUCGGAGAGCCAGGUACGCAGAUGACGCUCAAAACUUUCCACUUCGCCGGUGUUGCAUCGAUGAAUGUCACGCUUGGUGUACCUCGUAUCAAGGAAAUCAUCAACGCUGCCAAGUCGAUCAACACGCCUAUCAUCGAAGCUAAGCUAGUUUCGGAGAAGUCGGAACAGUCGGCACGAAUCGUCAAAGGUCGAAUUGAAAAGACGUACCUCGGCGAUAUCGCCUCGGUCAUCGAAGAAGCAUGGGCAGCGCAGUAUACCUACUUGGGCGUUCACAUUGAUAUGGAAGCCAUCCAGAAGCUGCAGCUCGAGAUCACGCUCAACGACAUCAAGUGGGCGAUUGUCAAUGCUCCCAAGCUCAAGAUCAAAGAGGAGCGUGUGAUGGUGAUUCCCAAGAAGAACCGCAUUCGUAUCUACGUACCUCCCGAGGGCAUUGACAAGGAGAGCGAGGUGUACUACAACCUUAAGGCACUUAAGCGCACCUUGCCUUCGAUCGUUGUCAAGGGUAUCCCACAGGCCACACGUGCCGUCAUUUCGGACGAAAAGGGAACUCGCAAACUCCUGGUCGAAGGUUACGGUCUGCUCAAGGUCAUGACGACAGAAGGUGUCAUUGGCACGCAGACCCACACGAACCACGUCAUGGAGAUGCAAUCCGUACUUGGUAUCGAAGCAGCUCGCACAUCCGUCUACCGCGAAAUCGAACACACGAUGUCAGCUCACGGUAUGAGCAUCGAUCCGCGGCACGUCAUGCUGUUGGCAGAUACGAUGACGUACAAGGGUGAAGUGUUGGGUAUCACACGAUUCGGUGUAGCCAAGAUGAAGGAUAGCGUGCUCAUGCUGGCCAGUUUCGAAAAGACGACGGAUCACUUGUUCGAUGCCGCACUGUUCGGUAAGAAGGAUGAGGUGCUGGGUGUUAGUGAGAGCAUCAUCAUGGGCAACCCUGCACAGACGGUUGGUACGGGUAUGCCAGCAUUGGUGGUGCCUGCGCCGACGUUGCCGCCUCGCCGAGCGCUGCUAUUUGAUCGAUAG